AUGUCCAACGGCAGCACCGUGACCGAGUUCCUGCUCCUGGGGUUCUCCGACGUGCGGGAGCUGCAGAUUCUGCACUUUGUGGUGUUUCUGGCGAUUUACCUGGUAGGCCUGAUUGGGAAUCUUCUCAUCAUCUCAGCUGUCGCUGUCAACCACCAUCUGCACACCCCCAUGUACUUCUUCCUGGGGAACCUGUCCCUCCUAGACCUCAGCUCCAUUUCCGUAACCGUCCCCAAAUCCAUGGCUAACUCCCUCCUGGACACCAGGGUGAUUUCUUACUCUGCCUGUGUUGCCCAAGUCUUUCUUUUUUUCAUUUUCACUUCAACUGAUCUUCACUUGCUCACCAUCAUGGCCUACGACCGAUACGUGGCCAUCUGCCACCCUCUGCACUACGAGAGAGUGAUGAACAGGAGAGUUUGUGUCUUCAUGGCCACUGGUGCCUGGCUCGCUGGUAUUAUCUACGCUGCCCUGCACACUGGGAACACCUUCAGAUUAUCCUUCUGCCGGGCCAAUGCCAUCGACCAGUUCUUCUGUGAAAUCCCACAGCUCCUCAAGCUGGCCUGCUCCGACUCCUACCACAGUGAAGUUGGGGUUACGGUCUUUGGUGCAGUUUUGGCUUUUACUUGCUUUGUUUUUAUCAUUGUGUCUUAUGUUCCCUUUGGUGCGGUUUUGGCUUUUACUUGCUUUGUUUUGAUCAUUGUGUCGUAUGUUCAGAUCUUCAGAGCGGUGCUGAGAAUCCCCUCGGAGCAGGGCCGGCACAAAGCCUUCUCCACAUGCCUCCCCCACCUCGCCGUGGUCUCUUUGUUCCUGAGCACAGCCUCCUUCACCUACCUGAAACCCACCUCCAGUGCUCCGUCAGGCCUGGAUCUGGCAGUGGGCGUUCUCUAUGCCGUGGUGCCUCCAGUGAUGAAUCCGGUCCUCUACAGCCUGAGGAACAGGGAGCUCAAAGCUGCAUUGAAGAAACUGUUUGGGUGGAGGUUAGUCUCCAAAUAUUAA
Molecule: messenger RNA, 993 nt
Organism: Pelodiscus sinensis (Chinese soft-shelled turtle)
Lineage: Eukaryota; Metazoa; Chordata; Testudines; Trionychidae
Product: olfactory receptor 14A16-like
Biological process (GO): G protein-coupled receptor signaling pathway
Cellular component (GO): membrane
Molecular function (GO): olfactory receptor activity; G protein-coupled receptor activity
Source: RefSeq, a predicted model, not a curated record